Messenger RNA from Nothoprocta perdicaria, 1392 nucleotides. It is a transcript of the gene CIBAR1, whose product is annotated as family with sequence similarity 92 member A. Bases 27 to 914 code for a protein of 295 amino acids. Gene Ontology annotation, biological process: cilium assembly. Lineage: Eukaryota; Metazoa; Chordata; Aves; Tinamiformes; Tinamidae. Gene Ontology annotation, cellular component: ciliary transition zone; ciliary basal body. The transcript has 9 exons. The record is from RefSeq and is a predicted model, not a curated record.
GCCGCCUCCCCGCCGCCGCCGCCGCCAUGAUGAUGCUGGGCCGCGGGCUGGACGCCAGGGACAAUCAGACUAGACAAAUACGAGAUGCUGUUUCAAAUGUGGAAAAACAUUUUGGAGAACUGUGCCAAAUAUUUGCUGGAUAUGUACGUAAAACUGCCAGACUACGAGACAAAGCAGAUCUUCUAGUAAAUGAAAUAUAUGCAUAUGCUGCUACGGAGACACCAAACUUAAAAGUUGGACUGAAAAACUUUGCAGAUGAAUUUUCCAGACUUCAGGAUUAUCGCCAGGCUGAGGUUGAAAGGCUUGAAGCCAAAGUUGUUGAACCGCUGAAAAGUUAUGGGACCAUAGUAAAGCUUAAAAGAGACGAUCUUAAAGCAACCUUAACGGCCAAGAAUCGAGAAGCCAAGCAACUAUCACAACUGGAAAAGACACGGCAACGGAAUCCGUCAGAUAGACACAUUAUCUCACAGGCUGAAAGUGAAUUGCAGAGAGCUUCGCUGGAUGCAACCCGAACAACUCGGCAAUUAGAGGAAACCAUUGAUAAUUUCGAGAAACAGAAAAUAAAGGACAUAAAAAACAUAUUUUCUGAAUUUAUAACCAUUGAAAUGUUAUUUCAUGGGAAAGCUUUGGAGAUUUAUACUGCGGCCUACCAAAAUAUCCAGAAUAUUGAUGAAAAUGAAGAUUUAGAGGUUUUUCGGAGCUCACUCUAUCCACCUGACUACCAGUCUCGCUUAGACAUCGUUCGUGCAAAUUCCAAGUCCCCCUUGCAAAGAACUGGUUCCUCGAAGUCUUCACUGAGGAUGCUUCAGCAGAUUUCCAGCAAUCGACUUAGGAAAGAUGAAGAGGAAGAAGAUGAUGAUGAAGAAGAGGAUGAUGAUGAGGAAGAAUUAGAUGCUGCUAAGCAAGAGAGAUGAUAAAAGUGUUCUAAAUAUUUUUUCUUUUUUUAAUUGAUGGGUGGAAAAAAAAAAACUUAACACCUUGUAUGUAUUAAUGAAAAUUUUCCCUGGGGUUGUAGUUUUAAAAUUCCAACAAAUGCAAACUGUAGUAUUAAUAGUACACUGKGGUCUACAGACCACAAAUGAUCAGUUUUAAAGAGUGGGAAUAAAUCUGCUGAAAAUGGACAAUUUUCAGUAGACAGAAAAUGAAACAUUUAAAUAGAAUUCUAUGUUAGACUUGCAUAGGAGUUAUAGUGCAGUCAUGUUUACAUAAGGCUUUCACCAUGAGCAGUGUCCCAAACCUGCACUAAGGUGCCAGGCAGUUAGGAAUGGGGGAGUCUGCUYGUCCCUUUGCCAACACAUUACAGAACACAAACCUCCUGGGUUGCCUUCUGGCUGCACCUGCCCUAGUGGCCGCUCCGCGUCUUAAGGGAACUGCAGGAGUCAAGAACUCGCU